AUGUCUCUGUCCAAGAUAACUGGAUUGAUCCUCGGAUCUGCUGCCUUGGUGGCUGGCCACGGCUACGUGAGCGGAAUCGUCGUUGACGAUACCUACUACGGUGGAUACCUUGUCACUCAGUACCCUUACGAAAGUGACCCUCCAGAGCUCAUCGCUUGGUCGGAGCAAGAGACCGACCUAGGCUACAUUGAUGGUUCUGAGUACGCCAACUCCAACAUCAUCUGUCACAAGGAGGCCAAGCCAGGCGCUUUGGAGGCGCCUGUCAAGGCCGGUGGCUCCGUUGAGCUCCAGUGGACCACCUGGCCCUCCAGCCACCACGGUCCUGUCAUUACCUACAUGGCUAACUGUAACGGCGACUGUGACGAUGUUGACAAGACCACUCUGGAGUUCUUCAAGAUUGACCAGGGUGGCUUGAUCAGCGACACCGAGGAGCCAGGUACUUGGGCAUCUGACAACCUCAUCGCCAAUAACAACAGCCGUACUGUCACCAUUCCCAGCGACAUCGCCGAUGGAAACUACGUUCUCCGUCACGAGAUCAUUGCCCUUCACUCUGCUUCGGAAACCAACGGUGCCCAGAACUACCCCCAAUGUGUCAACCUGAAGGUCACCGGCGGCGGUAGCGCCACUCCUUCUGGUACCCUGGGUACCGCCCUGUACAAGAACACCGACCCCGGCAUUCUGAUCAACAUCUACACCUCCCUGAGCACCUACGACAUCCCCGGUCCAACCCUGUACACUGCAGGUGCCGCCGCAGCCACCGCUGCCUCCACCGCUGCUAGCUCCACCGUCGCCGCCGUCACUACCGCCGCCGCCGUCACCACCGCCAGCGCAGAGGUCACCAGCAGCCCUGUUUCCGUGGAAUCAAUUGUGCCCACAACUACUCCCAGCUCUUCAAUCGUCAGUGCCUUCCCAACCUGGAACCCCUCUUCCACCCCACCUUUCUCCAACUCCACCCGCGGAUGGCGUCCGUCUUUCAGCCGCGGGCCUGGUGGUCCCCUCGUCACAUCUGCUCCUGCUCCUCAGUUCUCCGCUCCCAGCGGUGCGCAGCAGAAGGAGUCUGCCACUGCUACCCCAAUCGUGGCUACCCCUAUCGUGAUCACCAUGACCGAGACCAGCACCUCCUGGGUCACCGAAAUGGUUACUCUUACUGACAAGUCUGUUGUGCAGACCACCAGCGCUGUCCCGGUCGCCUACGCCGUUACCACUACUAUCACCGAGGGAAGCGAGCCUGCCGAGACGGCCUCUCCCAGCGUUGACUCCGGCUCCUCUAGCUCUGGCUCUAGCUCUGAGUCGUCUGGUUCCUCCAGCUCUGGCUCCAGCUCUGAGUCUUCCGGCUCCGGCUCUUCAUCUACCACCUCGACCUCCACCACCUCCGCUACUUCAGACUACGUCUCCAGCGACUGGAUGUCCUACCUCAGCUCCUUGAGCGCCGCCGAGGUCCUCAAGAUGCUUCGCCAGACCUUCCGGUGGAUGGUCAGCAACGACAAGGUGCACGCUCGUGAUAUCACCAUCUCAAACUAG
Molecule: messenger RNA, 1521 nt
Organism: Penicillium longicatenatum
Lineage: Eukaryota; Fungi; Ascomycota; Eurotiomycetes; Eurotiales; Aspergillaceae
Product: AA9 family lytic polysaccharide monooxygenase
Exons: 1
Coding region: 1-1521 (506 amino acids)
Source: RefSeq, a predicted model, not a curated record